CCUCUUUGUUGAUUUGCAAAAACAAACACAUAAGCUCCUGUUUGUGUGCAAAAAUAAUGGGAAUUUUCUAGCUUUGGAUGGGAUGCGUUGAAAAAAUAUUUAUUUGUAUUUAAACGUUCUGUUCUAAUCCAGCCACCACUUAUCCCAGCUGCAGCUCAUAAGCUAAAAACAUGACAGGUGAAUUGACUGCUGUGCAGUCCAGGAGAUUUCUGGAGGCGGGGGACUGUUUGAUGUCGGUGGAACGCCAGGGUGAAGCGGGAGCCAUGCUGCCACGCCUGGGCUCCACCUCGGACUGGGAGGCGUGCGCUGAGAUACUCCCUUCGCCCCAUCACGGACGGCAACUUAGAAGAUGCAAUGGGAGUCACUGCCUGACGAUUACCAAUGUGCCUAUUGAUGUCUAUGUAACCAUGGGAAGACCUUCAAACUUACAGUGCGGACAGGCUUCCUAACAAUUCAUCGCAUCAGCACCUGUGAUUCAAUUUCAGCAGCUGCAAUCUUGACGUUGGUGCCAGACGCCGAAGGUCUUCAUUUCUUUGUUGCGUCUGAAAAGUUGUUUCAUAACUGGUGAUUCUCAUUGGAGGUUGCUAGUCUAUUUGUGUCAGUAAAACGUCUGAUGUCAAA
Amblyraja radiata (thorny skate) is the source of this 621-nucleotide messenger RNA. RefSeq names its product protein FAM229B. The record is from RefSeq and is a predicted model, not a curated record. NCBI's taxonomy places the organism in Eukaryota, Metazoa, Chordata, Chondrichthyes, Rajiformes, Rajidae. The transcript has 2 exons. Bases 171 to 449 code for a protein of 92 amino acids.